Molecule: messenger RNA, 583 nt
Organism: Eremomyces bilateralis CBS 781.70
Lineage: Eukaryota; Fungi; Ascomycota; Dothideomycetes; Eremomycetales; Eremomycetaceae
Exons: 2
Coding region: 219-533 (104 amino acids)
Source: RefSeq, a predicted model, not a curated record
GCCAGGCCUUAUUCCGCGCCCCCUUAUGCGCUCAUACAAGUAUCUAGUCUCGAACCCACAGAGGCGGCCGUUCGGAUAUAAAAGUGUCGAGCUAAUCCGGACUGCACUGGAUCUAUUUGGAAGGAAAAGAAACAAUCCAUUCCCAUCGAAUCCUCAAAAGCUCAAAAGAUCGCCUCUACAAUCAUCUACCAUCCCCACUAGCAAACGCACGAAUCAACAUGGCAGGACUACUCGGAGGUGGCGGUGGCGGGAAGAAAGGCGGCAACGGUGGCCUUCUCGGAGGCGUUUUGGAUACCGUAGAUAAUACGACCAAGGAUCUCCCUGUCGUAGGCGGAGUGACGUCGCCAGUUCUCAAGACCGUGGGAGAGACAACUGACGGAUUACCGGUUGUCGGUUCCGGUGGAGGCAAGCAACAGGUUCAGAAAUCGGAGGGGGGAAGCGAAGCGGAAGCUCAAGCCAAGAAGCAGAAGAAGCUGAGAGCGCUGAAGAAGCAGCAAUUGGAGCUUGAGAUGGCUGAGAUGGAGGAAGAUUAGUGCACUAGAUAGGGAAAGUAGCAACGAGACUUUCAAUUACGACAAUUAAG